AUGUUGCCUUCUAUGCCAAUUUUAUUUACAAGAGAUAGCCAAGAUGCAUUCGGAAACAAAAUAGAACCGAGCACUAGUUGUUUUAACCAAAAUAAUAAAGAGAAUCCUAUCUUUCAAUCAGAGGUUGUUUUAUCGAAAAUAGUUAAAAAAGAAGACAAUACUAAUAACAAUGGCACACAAAUAAAGCCUAAUGAUAUUCAAAAGGAGGAUACAAUAAAGAAAGAUGAUGACAAUCUCUUAGAGACAGCCCUGAUAAGAUCAUAUUACACAAAAGUACAAUCAAGAUUCACCUCACACCCAGCACUGCCUUCUAACAAGUUUGUACAAUUUAGAGAUAUUUUGAAGUCUUUUGAUCCAAUGUUGGAAACUCCUGUCGAUUUAUAUAGAAAAAUAGAGAAGCAUUUUGGCAAUGAACAUGCUGAUAUUGUUGAGGAAUUCCUUCUAUUUCUGAAACCCGGGCAAGCGGCACAAGUUGGUAGAUUUAUGGAUCAUCUGAUGCUAACAAAGAUGACAGGAUUCAUUCAAUUGUUACAAACAACAUUUAGCCGUAAACCGACCGUACUGAGGAAGAUAAUGCGCACAAUGACAUCUGGUCUUAACAACGGUACUAGUGACGAGAUGAAGGCACGAGUCCUGCCUCAUUUGAGAUCGAGUCCACAACUAACUCAGAUGUUUAAAACUCUUUUCCCUGACGAACGACCCCCUGACAGUUUAUAUGAAUCGGGUACGGAUAGUUUGGACGAAGGAUUCCUGACUUGCGACAGAGGCUAUGAAGUCUUCGAAUUCGAAGACAAAGCUGGCAAACGGAAGGAGACUAAAGGACUGGAUUCUGAGUACUUACACGGAAGAGUAUUUAUACAGCAUGGCAGAAUGUUAAGAAAUGCUUCGGUAAUCUAUCCCUAUAGUAAGGAGCCUUAUAGAGUACACGCGAGACGCUUGGCUCCUAAUCAUUGCAUCUCACCACCCGAAUCUGAUUCAGAACGAUCAUCACCGAAAAGGAGUAACAAGUCUGUCUGUAAAUUGCCUCAGAAAAGAUCAAGAAAACAGCUCAAGUCACCGACAAAAACCGUUAAAGAUGUCAAUGAUAAUACAAAGAAAGAAUGUGUCCCUAAUUCUUUUAGCAAUAAAAUUAAGGGAAAGUCCCAUUGCAAGAACAAAAAUUGCAAAAAGGACGACAUAGCUUUAAAAAAGAACGUGAGCACAAAGCGAGAUGAUGCUAUCAAGGAGGAUACUCCAAAAAAUGAAGUAAGAAGUUGGACUCGAGAAGAGGAUAAAACUAUGUUAGAGGUUCUGAAAGGAGAGCCGGGAUCCGAGCUAGUGUUUGGCAGAAUACGUGAACUGUUACCGCACAGAACCACGGCCGAGAUAAAAGAUAGAUUCUGUCAUGUCAUGCAUCUCUUACAGCAAAUGGCAGUCGGUGAAGUAAAUCAGUAG
Molecule: messenger RNA, 1434 nt
Organism: Danaus chrysippus (African queen)
Lineage: Eukaryota; Metazoa; Arthropoda; Insecta; Lepidoptera; Nymphalidae
Source: the annotation of a GenBank genome assembly